AUGUUAAAGCAAGUGGUAACCCUUGAAUGCUUCAGUUAUAUUUGUAGCCUAGCUUUUAAUUUACUUUUGAUCGCCCACCCUAGUGCGAAGUCGCCCAUUCAAAGAGAAUCUUUUGAUAUCAAAGGUGUUCUUUUAGAAAGAGUGCUGAUAAGCUCAAUCAGUAUGGAUUUGCCUACAUAUGAUGAAAUUUUCAAAGGUAUAAACAACAUAUUUUGGCUCACCGGCAUUCCUCUAGAUGCACCACACAAAAAAUUAAGAUUCUACGUUGCUUGUUUGAGUUUAAUCAUCACAUUGUCAGGUGAAAUUGCAUUUUUCACAUCGAAAAUUUCAUCGGAGAAUAUACUCGAGCUAAUGGAUUUAGCGCCUUGUUUCUGUAUAGGAGCAUUAUCGUUUUUCAAGGGGAUAUUUUUAGCAUGGAAAUUGAAUAAGAUAAUUGUCUUGAAGAAUUCUUUGGAGAUCCUAUACGAUACUAUAUUUAAGAAUGACAGUAAGAGGAAGUUGUUGCAUCGCGAAAUAAUGAAAGUGCAUAAACUCGUCAAAUAUUAUUUUGGAGUGAAUACUGCCCUUAUAACGGUUUACAAUUUUUCCGCGCCGAUUUUCAUGACGUACCAUUAUUUGAGUCAAGGAAAGGUUAAAUUCAUGGUUCCGUACGCCGUCAUAUAUCCAUUUGCAAUCGACAACUGGCCCGCGUGGAUAGUCGCAUAUACAGAACAAGUUUUCAGUGGUUUUGUUUGUAUCCUUUUCAUAACUAUGAGCGACGCUUUGUUUUGCGUUUUGACAUCACAAAUAUGCAACAAUUUCUAUGUGAUAAGUGAUGAAAUAAAACGAUUGAAAAAUGGCAAUCAUAUUGGUUUAGGUGAGAUCGUUAAGCAACACCAAUACAUUCUGAAGCUAUCUGAAGAUUUAGAAGACAUAUUUAGAUUGACGAAUUUAUUUAGUUAUUUGGUUGGUUCUCUCGAAAUUUGCGCUCUAGGAUUCAGUAUCACAAUUGGCGACUGGUCCCACUUUUUGGGUUACAUUCUUUUUCUGGUGUCCGUUUUGCUACAGAUACUGAUGAUGAGUGUUUUUGGUGAGAACAUUAUAAGAGAGAGCGGGAGGGUGGGCGAGGCAGCUUUCCUUUGUGAAUGGCAUGAAAUAAAUGAGAAGGCGAAGAGAACUAUACUCAUAAUUAUGAUUAGAUCCCACAAGCACCAGAAGUUGACUGCGUAUAAAUUUUCUGUAAUCUCUUACGGAAGCUUUACAAAGAUAAUAAGCACAUCGUGGUCCUAUUUCACUAUCCUCAAAACGGUAUACAAGCCAUCUGAAGUAAAUAACAUCUAA
Chilo suppressalis (striped riceborer) is the source of this 1320-nucleotide messenger RNA. The record is from the annotation of a GenBank genome assembly. NCBI's taxonomy places the organism in Eukaryota, Metazoa, Arthropoda, Insecta, Lepidoptera, Crambidae.